Messenger RNA from Hevea brasiliensis (rubber tree), 1576 nucleotides. Its product is annotated as 2-oxoglutarate-Fe(II) type oxidoreductase hxnY. The coding region runs from base 236 to 1168 and encodes 310 amino acids. The record is from RefSeq and is a predicted model, not a curated record. Lineage: Eukaryota; Viridiplantae; Streptophyta; Magnoliopsida; Malpighiales; Euphorbiaceae. The transcript has 11 exons.
UCUUCCCAAAUAUAGGCAUUAAUUAUAGGUUCUCAGAUGCAAUUAGAUAGUUCGAAACAAAAACGACGUGUCGCUGUAAAUGGAUUCAGCUUGACCGCGCCUGCUUCACAGACACAAGCAACUAUUUUAGAAUCCAGCGAAAAUGAGAAUCAGUGUUGAAAUGAAGGGUAACCAAACCUUGCCACUUUCGUAUUCAAGGAUGAGCAAGAAACUAGACUAGAGAGUUGAGAGAAAUAUGGCAGAAGCUGCGAAACUCCCAAUCAUAGACCUCUCCUCAACCGAUCUCAUAUCCACUGCUAAUUUCAUCCGUCAGGCAUGUGUGGAAUAUGGUUUCUUUUACCUUGUAAAUCAUGGAGUGGAGGAAGAGUUGCUCGCUCGAGUUUUUGAAGAGUCUCGGAAAUUCUUCUCUCUCCCUUUAGCUGCGAAGAUGAAUUUGCUUCGCAAGGAACACAGAGGUUACACCCCAUUGUAUGCUGAGAAUCUCGAUCCUUCUUCCAGUUCUAAAGGUGACUCAAAGGAAAGCUUCUAUAUUGGUCCUUUAGAAAAGAGUUGCCUCAACCAGUGGCCCUCACAAGAACUUCUCCCUUCUUGGAGACCCACCAUGGAGUCUUACUAUUGCAAAGUUAUGUCUGCUGGAAAAAAACUUAUCUCUUUGAUUGCUCUGGCUCUGAACUUGGAUAAGGAUUACUUUGAGAAAAUAGGAGCAUUGGAUGAACCAGAAAGCUUUCUUCGCCUCUUACAUUAUCCAGGUGAACUGGGGCAUUUUGAGGAACAAAUAUUUGGUGCUUCAGCACAUUCAGAUUAUGGAAUGAUCACUCUUCUGGUGACUGAUGGUGUGCCAGGACUUCAGGCAUAUGUCUAUUCUACCUCUGUUUGUAGGGAGAAAUUCAAGGAUCCACAGACCUGGGAAAAUGUGUUCCAUAUGAAUGGGGCCUUCAUAGUUAACAUUGGGGACAUGAUGGAGAGGUGGACUAAUUGUUUGUUUCGGUCCACGCUACACAGAGUGAUGCCAACAGGACAAGAACGCUACUCUCUGGCAUUCUUCUUAGAUCCUAACACAGAAUGCAUUGUGCAAUGUUUGGGAAGUUGUUGCAGUGAAUCCAGGCCCCAAAGGUUGCUUUGCGCACCAUUUUUGCUGACCUCUUUCAAAAAGCUGGUGUUACUUUAAUGAUUUGAAUUGACUAUGUUAAAAAUCUAUUAAUUCAUCAAGAAUAUACAAGUUAAAACUUUGGAGGUUCAUUUGUAAACGUUUUCUUUACAUUGACAACAGAAUCAAUUAAGAUACUGUUAUGUGGAUAUUAGCUAGCGAUUGAAAAUGGGGAUAACAUCUGUGGGCUAUGUUUGCAGAUUUCCUCCAAUUCGCAGCGGGGAUUAUCUGAAAGAGCGAUUGAUGCUUACUUACGGCUCAUAGAAUUGAGGCAGAGCCCACAAAAAACUGCUAGAAAUGAUCGGAGGUUUCAUACCAUAUCUUUGUAUUCAAAAGUGAAAGUUGCAAACAAGCUAUUGUGGAAUGCUGAAAAUCUGAUACUUCCUACUUGAUGGAUAAUUUGGCGCUCGUAUCGAUUUUCAUUAUGCA